This is a messenger RNA of Cylas formicarius (sweet potato weevil), 5190 nucleotides long. RefSeq names its product interferon-induced, double-stranded RNA-activated protein kinase-like. The record is from RefSeq and is a predicted model, not a curated record. The transcript is spliced from 5 exons. Lineage: Eukaryota; Metazoa; Arthropoda; Insecta; Coleoptera; Brentidae. Gene Ontology annotation, biological process: protein phosphorylation. Gene Ontology annotation, molecular function: ATP binding; protein kinase activity. Bases 182 to 1819 code for a protein of 545 amino acids.
UUCAAGGGAAACAUUUGUUGCAUAUGUAGGUUAUAUUUUCAAACUUUUUGAUUAUUUUUGUAACAUAGCAGUUAUGUAUCAUUAUUCAUUACGUACGUAUCCUGAAGGGGUCAAAUGGAAAGUUAACAUAAGGUUUGUUUUUAAGUUAUUCUAGAAUUUUCCAAUUUGUGGAUUUCAAAACAUGUCAAAAUAUUUUCUGGAGCAAGAUAAGAAUUCGGGGACUUCAGAAGAUGAAGAAAAUGAUUUUCGAAGAGAAGGUGAUGUAUCGCAAUCGAUGUGCAUUGCUACCAGGCCAAAAGUUUCAACCCCUGUUAGCUUACUUAUUGAAUCUUUAAUUCAAAACAUGGUCAAUAUUUACGAGACUGAUACCAAAAAGGCCUCUGUCAUGUAUAAAGUUGUGUGUGAUAAACUUUUCAAAAUGGAACUCAUUGAUGAAAGUUACAAGAUGGGUGAAUUUGAGGGAAUGAGGAGUGAGUACCAAAGAGCAUUUUUUCAUUUAAUCAGUUCUGUAAAAAAUGGAGAUGUGACAAUACCACCAAGGCCCAUUUGGCCAAAUUCUGAGUUAAUUUCCCACUACUUAAGGGAAUUUGAUGAAAUAGAAUAUAUAGCUGGAGGAGGUUUUGGACAAGUCUUUAAGGUCAAACAUAAGUUGGAUGAUACCGAAUAUGCAGUUAAAAAAAUUGCUAUACAUUCUGAGGGUAUUGAGUCAGUAAAACAUUAUCUCUCGGAAGUUAAAACGUUCGCCAGUAUGAACCAUUCCAAUAUUGUCCAGUACAAAGCCGCUUGGCUUGAAAUUGGUCCACCUUCCAUAAAUAAGGCAAUUCUUCAUACCGAGUGGGAUACAACUAAUAGCCAGAGACCGAACAAAUUUGUUGAACAGUCGGAUUAUAUUUACCAUAGGGAAAUAUCUGAUUCAUUUACGGACAAGAAGUUCAAUGACAGCACAGAUUUUGAAAUUAACUUUGAGCACAGUGCUAGCGGGGUGUCCAUACCAAGCCGGUCAAGCUCCAGGAAGUGUAGACAAAAACGUCACAGUGUGUCCGAAGGUGACAAAGCAGUUAGCAAGCUGGACUUGAGGGAAAUCGAAAAGAUCCGCACCAAUAACAGGCCCAAAAUAAAAUGGGCAACUCUUUACAUACAGAUGGCUCUGUGUCAAUGCACACUGAAGCAGUGGCUGGAGACGAGAAAUGAUGUGGCUCAACCUGAUAAGGCAGUAGUUCAAAUGAACAGUGACAUUAUCAGGAGGAAUGCCAUUAAGCAGAUUCUCAUUCAGGUGCUGAGAGGUCUGGAAUACAUUCACUCCAAGGGAAUUGUUCAUCAUGACAUUAAACCUAGCAACAUUUUUAUCCAGAAAGAAAAUGGUAUUACUUUGAUUCAGCUAGGGGAUUUUGGGUUAGCAUGCCCCUUACAAAGUGUCAGGCACAGUCUAGCAUUUGGAACUAAGUUGUAUGCAGCACCAGAACAGUUGGCUGGAAAAUGUGAUCCUAAGAGCGACAUGUACUCGGUCGGUAUCGUCUUAUUCGAGCUGGUCGAGAACUUUAAGACCGACAUGGAACGUGUGGAAAACAUUACGGAGUUGAGAAAGGGACGCCUGCCUGUCAGCGUUGCUUCCGGCGAACCGGAAUUCGCUCACGUCAUCGAGAAAUUGAUGCGGAAAAAGCCGGAACUCAGACCCGACACCACCGCUUUGCUUCACUCACUGACAGCUUCCGAGGAAAACGGCAAAGUCGAGCUGCUCAAGGCUCAACUCGCAGAGAAAGACGAAGAAAUCGCCCACCUCAAGGAGCUGCUGAAGUCUCACGGUAUCAAAAGCGUUUAAUGUGAUAUGAUUUUUAGAUGUCGUUCAUCGGAAAUAAUGUUUAAAGUUAGGUUAGGUUUAAAAAGCCAACGUCAUUACGGUUGCUUUCGGCAAGUUCCGUUGGUGCGGAUCAUUCUUUCCUAUUACCAUAAUUAUUAUAAGUUAUGAUUAAGCAUAAUAAUUCUUUUGAUCGUGGUUAAAAUAUGUUUAUAAGGAAAAUCAAUCCGGUGCUUCUCUAACCCUUGAAUUUUUAAAUCAUUGUAUUAAAUCGUUUAGGUGUUGGUGCAGACUCAGGCGAAUCGGCCCUUUCGAUUGAAAUUUCGUGAUAGUUCGUGAAAGUUCUUCUUCAAGAAUUUACGUUUGUGAUUUUUUAUUGAAUGACUUAUUUACUACUAGCGCACAAUACGCUAAGGCCUAAUUUUAUUUUAUUAACUUCAAAAAUUGCCUAAAAUGAUAUGUAAAAUUUGCGUUUCUAUUCCUUCCGUAAAAUAAGCCGAACAUAUCUGAAAUACACUCACCAUCAUGAAAACCAAUAUUAUACAUAAAAAAGGAUAUUUAAUGUUUGGUGAUAUUUUAUUGUUCUGAUAACUUACCCACAAACUAAACAACAUAUCUCAAUUAAUUGUUAUUAACAAACAACCAAUCGUAUAUUUCAACAGUACAAAAAAACAAGUUUAUAUUAUCCCAAUGUUAUCUUUAUAUCAAUGAAAGUGUAUUGCUAAGAAAUGCUGAAACGAGGCAUUUCUAUCAACGGAUAUUACCUUCACGUGCUUGAAUUGCCUCCAUUCUUCUUGGUAUGCCUAAAAUGAAAUAGCGGAUGUCUUCGUGAGGGUUAAGUUCCGAUUCCUCGAAUAAGGGUUGUUCUAAUUCACUUCAAGAUAAAGGAGCAGGAGCAUGAGUUCCUAUUCUUCGCUCAUGCAUGUCCGAAAUCCGAAAUAAACUACUUCAAUUACUUCAAUCUGUGUGCUGGAGAAUAGUUCGUAAUGUUUUUGACGUAUAUGUGUGUGCAGUUUUGUUUUGAGAUAGAGAUAGAGAAUUAAACUUUUGUUUCCCCCAAAAAAUAAUCAAACAGUUUUAUGGAAACCAAAUUUGGGAAAUAUUUUAUCGAAGUUAUUGUCCAGACACACCCAAUGUUUAAUAACAAAUCUAUUUCAUGCUUUUAUGACUCUCAAAAACAUAAUUUAUUCAAGCUUGCCGCACUUUUUGAAAAAUAGCUGUAAUAUUCUUAAUUUUUUUUUUUCAAAAUAAACUAAUACACAGGUACUGUUUUAAACUUUAUUAAAAUAUAAAAAUAAAUUUUAUUUCUAAAAAAUACAAAUUUAUUAAAAAGAAAACACCUUUUCCUUGUUAAGGUCGGAACCUGUCCCACACUACCUCGAAAGAUGCCGCGUAGAAAGAAGGGAGAAGCCGCAGUAUCAACAAAAAAUGUCUAAUUGCCGUUUUUUUUUUCUCAAUUCGAGGCUAGAACAAAUGUUACAAACGCCACCACAUUUUAAGCAUUUAGUGGUUGUCUUUUGGUAAACCGCGAACUAUUCCACAGGAUGAUUUUUUAAUCAUAUAAACUUUCGAUCACCUGGUUAUAGCUUUAAAAAUCACACUGACAUUUUCUCCUCUCUUUAGGUGUUAAGACGUAGAUGUUUUGCACCUUUCGUUGUUAGGACUUCAUCAGGUUUGUUGAUUAAUUGAACAUCUGUCUCAUCCAUAUUUAAAAUAUGAGCCGGCUUAUACAAUAGGUAUCACUCAACAGAUAGAAAAAUGUGGGAGUUUCUUCUGCGUUAAUUUCUCUAGCUUUUGACUGUGAUAAUCCUUGAGAAUGCUUUAUUGGCAAUGCGGAGUUUUUUUUUUUUUAAUGAUAGCAAUAAUAUGUCAAGCUGCCAUUGUCAGAAAAUUUGUGUUUCAAUUUUAGUUUGUCCGCAAAGUUGAAAGCCAACCGUCGAACUGUAAUUUAAGUGCAACUGUCAUUUUGCACUGAGAGAUGCCGGGGCUGGUUAUCAAGGUCCGAAAUUUAAAAUGCACAAAAAUAAGGCAUAACAUGUGUAAACUUAACUUUAAAAUAUUGAAGAAAACUUCCGAAAUUUAUUAGAACAGUACUUAGUUCGUUAUUUUUGUGGCUUUUUUUAUUUAGGAACUUUUAUCAAAUACCUGGACGCUGAUUUAGAAGCAUAAUUUUUGGUGUCUUGAUCGUGAUUAGCCGAUCCUGAACUAAAUCUUGACGAAAGGCACACACGUUACCGCCGCCCGUUAUCAUCUUUGUAAAUCUGGGAAAUGGAAAUAGCGGUUGAUGUUACUUGCCAAUUUUCGUGGAACCAUGUGCCUUCAAUUUUAAUAUUGUGAUCGCGCCUAUCGCGUUUUAGCAGUUAAGAACUGUCGUCGCGCUCAUUAAACGCUAGUCGAUAUAACGGCCCCUGACAGAGGAUUUUUGUGUUCCUAGCAAGCCUCAAAAUAAAUAUCAAAAUAACGUCACAUCAUUGUGAAAUACUUAAAUAAGGUUAGGUUGUAUUAUUACCUCGUUUAUAAUAGGUUUUUUUUCACAUCAAAUCCGAAACGGCUUUCUGAUCGAUGUAAAAACAGUAUAAAAAGAAGAAGCCUGCCUACUGUUAGGUUGGUUGUUACUUGUUCUGGAGUUAUAAUUUAUCAGCAAAAUGUUACACUAAAAUUCAUAUUAUGUUGAACUUCAAUAAUAAGUAAUAACCAAGCAUAACAAGGAAUCCCCUCAUUUGUAUUUAUUUCAUUUUGUGUGCAUUAAUAUACUAAUAUUAUUGAACUGUCAGACUAGUGAUUUGAAGCCAGGUUCAAACUUAUGUGUAAAAGGUAAAGAUCAAUAGCAAUACACUCCAAACCUCUCGAAGUUUAAAAGUAAUGUGAAAACAAACAUAAUGUAAUCAGGCGAAUUUGAAUUUGAAUAUUUUCUAUAUCUAUGUAUAUUUUUUCAAAAGCGAUGUGAACGGGUCGUUUUUCUUAUUAGAAUUUACGAAAAAGGUACAAAGGUAUUGAUUUCCAGAAGAGCGGCAAUAUUUUUUUUCAGUAUAGACGUUUAAGAAUCGACAAUUUAAGCAAUUUCUUGUCAGGGACCAUAUUUCUAGUAGUAAUACAUAAUUAGUUAGGAAUUAAAUGGAUGACAAAAUGUGCCGGUCGCCUCUUGGAAGGAUUUAAUUAUUAUUGAUUGGAGUGUGCUACUAGGGGAGAGAACAAAUUAAUCAUUGUAGAAACUCGGCAGACAGAUGUUUUCUUUGUCAUUCGAUUUGAGACCUGUUAAGACAGUAAUUAUUGCGUUUUUGGUUAUUUCCAUACAGUCCGUUUGUAGUCAUGUGGAAGUUUAGUUUUAAGCGAGUGUUUUCUCGAAAGACCGUUUUUAUAUUUUCUGUGAAAAUCUAAUUUAUUCUGUAUUUUGU